ACAGUGCGUCCGCGGAGACGCACUGUUGCCAUGACGACCAUGAAUACUCGCAAGGCUGCCGCUGCUGCUGUGACCGUCAUAACCUCAAACGGAGGCAAAGUAAGGACGUCGGUGUACACCAGAAAAAGUUCCCCAGACUCCGAGAUGGAGGCAGCUUGCAAAACAGAAACAUCUAAAAAGAAAACGCCUACUUUGGAGCUGGCCGGUGUGACACAGCUUCCAGAGAGCACCAAUUGCCUGGCGUGCUCGGAAGACGGCAGGUACCUCAGCCUGGGUCACUGCCAGGGUUUGUCUGUGUGGUGUGCGUCUUCUCUGAGCCGUGUUGCAGAGUGGCUGCAGGACAGACUGGAAAUUACAUCUAUUCAAAUGACCAGGACAGCUGAGAUGUUCUAUCUGCUUGGCACUGUUGAUGACAUGGGUGUUGCCAGAGUCUUUGUAUAUCACUGUGAAGGCAUUCACCUCCUCAGUGCUAUUAACAACAUGGAAAAUAUCAACAAAAGGAGCAUCUGCUUGACAUUUGAACUGUCUGAAGGGGGAGAUUAUGGAGCCGCAUCAAUGAGCUGCAGUGGUGCUCUGUGGCUUGAGGUCUAUCACUUCCCGUCAGAAUCAUGGCUGAAAGAGUUAGAGAUGGCACUGUCACAGAAACAGCAGGACCGAAGCUCAUCUGGAGAUGUGGAAGUGAAAUGGUCUCCAAUUGCAGUGGUGAUUAGAAUUAAGCCACCCACAAUCCCUGCAGGGACAGCAUUGGAUGAUCCACUUGAGGUCUUGCAGAUGACGGACUUUUUAACACACUGCCUGGCUCUGGAUGUAGACACCAGCAGCAGUCGUCAGUGGGAGGAAGCGGCUUUUGAUGCAGAUGCAGGAAAAACAAAGGAAACAAAUGAAAGCCCAAGACGUUGCACCCACCACUUUCUUCUGUCUUGUGGUCAGUUUCCUGGUGUCAGUAAAGCAAAGUCUCAGCCAGGGUUGUCUGUUGCUGUCUGUGUGUGGUGGAGUGGCAGCCAUAAUCUUCUUCAGUAUUUGCUGCAAAAAGCGCCAAAGAACAAAGCAGAUGUGGAACCCAUGCCAGAUGUGUUGUGGCCAAAUGCAAAGGAAAUCCUCUGCUCUGCUGUCAGUAGAUGCACCCGUUACAUAGCUCUUGGGCUUGAUGAUGGUUUGGUGUGUGUCUGGGACAGGCAGUUGGGGUCUCCGUUGUCUGUUGUCCCGGUAUCAGCUACAGACACUGCCUUCUCCUGUAUGCAAUUUGUGGAUUACUGGCCUGUGUCGGCUAAUGAUUCCCAGACUUUUACCGAAGCAAAAGUGAAUCUUUUGGUGUUGUGUAAAAGUGGAACAAUUCAUACUGUCACCACAGGACGAGGGACACGAUCCUGCACAGUGCAGCUCACUGAAAGGCCAAAACACAGCGGGGACCUCCCAACUGUCACUGCAUCAGUGCCAUUCCUGCAGAGCUUGUCGCUUGUGGUGCAAAGAAAUGGAAAAAUGUUUCUCCAAGAUGUCAUCAACAAAACCACCGUGUGCUUCUUGAUUCCUCCCCCAACUCAUCUGAUUGCUACUCCCUGUAGUCCUGUUUAUGCCCUGAACACCAAACAACAAACUCUGUUCAUAAAAGCAGGUGACCAGGACCCCGGCUGCAGUGCGUCUUCUAAAGAAGGAAAGCAGAGUCAGCUAUUCACCUUCCGUUUUGGAGAAUCUGACAUCUUUAAGCAGUAUAUUGUUUCACUUCCAGACUCUCCGCAACAACAAAAAACACUGAGCUGUGUCACUCUAGAAAAAGCCUGCAACGUCUACCUUCAGCAAAGAGUGGCAUCCGGUGGGGAAAGGAACAAAGCUAUAACGCAGACCUGGAAGCAGCUACAGGAAACUGCAGGGAUGGUACAACAGAGACACAGCAGGGCUGCAGCCAGCUGAAGAACUGCAACGAUACGUAGAUUCAUUGAUUGAUAGAGCUACUAUUGUACAUGGUGUGUUCAUUUUAUGUUGUUUUAAAGCUUCUUCUGAUUCCCACUUCCACUGCACUAUUCUCCUUGAUACACACUGCUCAUUUAAACACAGAUGUAAUAUCUGUUAUAUUUCCUUUUUUCUUCAUUUUUACACAGGGAUGCUGUUUAAACAAUUCAUACCGUCAUACCUAAUGAAUAUAUAAAUGGUAUAGUCAUGUUUUGUUUGUGUAGCUAUAAAUACAUAUAGCAAAUGAUCAAAUAUAACAUUUUCUCCAGGGCUUUAAAAAAUGAAGGCAGUGCCACAACCCC
This is a messenger RNA of Morone saxatilis (striped sea-bass), 2249 nucleotides long. It is a transcript of the gene wdr93, whose product is annotated as WD repeat domain 93. NCBI's taxonomy places the organism in Eukaryota, Metazoa, Chordata, Actinopteri, Moronidae. Bases 31 to 1908 code for a protein of 625 amino acids. The record is from RefSeq and is a predicted model, not a curated record. Gene Ontology annotation, molecular function: protein binding. Gene Ontology annotation, biological process: electron transport chain. The transcript is spliced from 16 exons.